Molecule: messenger RNA, 207 nt
Organism: Trichobilharzia szidati
Lineage: Eukaryota; Metazoa; Platyhelminthes; Trematoda; Strigeidida; Schistosomatidae
Source: the annotation of a GenBank genome assembly
GUUUUGUUCAUGAUGGCAAAUGGACUGAGACGGUGUUUGAAAAUUAUUGAUUUGGCAAUCUGUUCUGCAGUCAAUCAAGCAUUUUUCAUGUGGGUUUUCUUUACACUUUUAUUCUCAGCAAUUUAUUCAUUAGCGCUUAAAUUAGUAGAUUCUGCUUCUAUAUCUGAGGCUACAAAUAAAACUGUUAGACAACCUCUUGUUGAAUAA